AUUAUUUUUUGAAAUUUUCAGUGACUGACAAGACAGCAGUUUGCUGAGUUUAUCUCGGUGUUCAUGUUUGUGGCGUAUGAGAUUAUGAGAUUUAAAAUUAUUUGUAUUUGCUAGCUUGUUCAUUUGAAUAGAUUUGGAGAAGCGUGCGUUGGGGUGGGUUGGGGCUUUACUUGGAGCCGGGAGGAGCUGUGUCACUGGCAGAAGCAAUAGAUUAUCCUAGUGCACCAGGGCUCUGGUUGGAUGCUGCUGCAACCACUGAAGCUGCAGCUCAGCCUCUCCAGCAGGCACGCGCACUCUGUCCAGCUGGGUUCCUUCCUUCACCUCCUAUUUCAUAAAAGAUGUUGCAGUGAUAAUCAUCACCUUCGCUCACACAACAGGCAACCAAGUAACCAUCAAAGCCGUUCUGCCGACAAUCCCUUCGAUCCAUUUACCGCCCACCUUGAAAAAUACACUAAAGCGGAUAAACAGCGGUUUGAAAUCCAGCAAUCACCGCUGCAUUCAAUUGGAGUGUAGAAACUGGAAUCCAGAGCAGUGCUGCUAUCAGUCAGGUUUUGUUCUACCUUCUAUUUAUUCCAAACAAGAGAUAACCGGCUGAGUGUGGAUGUGGCAAUGGAUCUGUUAUCAAACUCGAAGGCAACAGAUAGCCAUUCAAGCUGCUUCUAGAUUAACUGAGGUAUUUACGAAUGGUCGGUUUUUAUCAAGUUCUUCGGAAUAUUUGCAAAAAAACCCCCAAAACAAACGGAAGCUGCAGUUGAGAUGCAGUUUGUAAGAGCUGCGCCUGAGGAGCAGCUGUUGUUCCAAACCUGCUGAUGUCUGGCGAGCAGAGCUGCCCAAAGGGAAAGCCGUUAACAGUGGGGGCCACCAAAAGCAAAUAAUAUUAACAUCGAUUUAAGGUCUACAGAGAUAUGUCAUUAAUGGUAAUAGUGAGGAUGCCGUCUUAACCGGUAAUUGUUUUAACAUCUGGGGUAUCUGAAUGGUGCUUUUCACCCUCCUCCACCGAGCCUGUAUUUUUGUGUGCAAGUGAUUUAUCAGCUGGAGAUGGCAACGCACAGACAGAUACCGCAUGGAGAUGGUAACAUACCUAGAUACACCAUUUAGUACUGAGUAAAAAUCUGUCGUUAUAGUUUUGUUAAUGUUGAUGUUUUGAUGAAAUGAAACAAACAUCUUGUUGAAUGAAGUGCGUGACGCUUUAUCUCCGAAGGCACCUGGGGUACAACUGCCGCUCAUGUUAAUUAGAAACACGACAAUCCUGCUUAUUAUGCAAAGCGGAUCCGCUAAUUUUCUAGCGAAAUCAUAAGUGACAGUUGGACAGUUGACACGGAAGUGGACGUUUAUAGGGAAAAGGCAGCCACCCAUCCUUCACUGCGGAUUGCUUUUGUGUGCAUUGGUUCUAACACAGCCCCAAGGCUCGUCUGUAGACAUGGGCACUGUCUUGUCAAUCUCGCCUGGCUCUAGGAAAGCCAGCUUUUAUGAUGACGGUUCGGGCUCUUUGUCCCAUUAUGCAGACGUCCAGAGCAGCAAAAGUAGCGGGCAGAAAGAUAAAACCAUCAAAAGACAUUCAAUGUUCAUUCCUGCCUUGACAUGGAAACGUCUUGUGGCCUCUACUAAGAAAAAAAGCUCAAAGAAGAGCAACCCAAAUAAUAACUCCUCUAAAGAUGUGGCACACUUGAAUCACGAAAAUGUGAAGAAGUCAUUGUCUUGCGCAAACCUUUCUGGCUAUGACAACCAAACCCUUGCUCCAGUGAGCUCCAAAAAACAGAUCACUUCCAUCAAAAAGGUGUCCAACUUAGGGGGCGGCAGCUCACCAAAAAGGGUAAUAGUACAGGCAUCAACAAGCGAACUGCUUAAAUGCCUUGGCGAGUUUCUUUGCAGGCGUUGUUACAGGUUGAAGCACCUGUCCCCAACGGACCCUAUUUUGUGGCUGCGAAGUGUGGACAGAUCUCUACUGCUGCAAGGCUGGCAAGAUCAAGCCUUUGUAACUCCAGCCAACGUGGUAUUUGUUUACUUGCUUUGUCGGGACAUAAUCGAUGGGGACUCAGUAGCGACUGAACAUGACUUGCAGGCGUCCCUCCUGACUUGUCUCUAUUUGUCAUAUUCCUAUAUGGGAAAUGAGAUCUCCUACCCACUAAAACCCUUCUUGGUGGAUGCUGCCAAGGAUGCCUUCUGGGACAGAUGCCUUCGUAUAAUUAACGCCAUGAGUGCCAAAAUGCUCAGAAUCAAUGCUGACCCCCAUUAUUUCACCCAGGUCUUUGCAGACCUGAAGAACGAGGGGAGCUACGACGACUAUCGCUGUCUCGACCGAUGACUUUGCAAGAUAAACAGCAAAGGUAACAAAUCUUAGGUAGUCGAGUGCAUCUGGAGUGGCACCUGUCCUUUACUGUGGCCAGCCCUCAGCUGAAUCUCUGGCAAGGACGGUGGUUUGUCUGUCUGUACAGGAAUGAGUUUAAUAUGGGAAUUGAAUACGCUUUGUUUUAACAUCCGAAUGGCUCGUGUUGUAACAGAGCCAAAUGCCUGACCCCAUUUAUAGCGCGUAUAUUCAUGCACAUUUGAAAUAAAUCACCAUUUUUACUUCGGGGGCGACAGUUCUCAUAUAAUUAAAAAAGGCAAGUCGAGAAUUGAAUAAAAUACACCAGAGACCCACAAAUAUCAUCAGCAGGUGAUGCACCUGCGUUGAAUUCCUGCAACGACCUUUUCGGCGGUGAUUUAAUAAAUCCGUAUUAACUGCAGUAUGUUUAAUAACUACUACUGAAACCAGCGCCUUGAAACUGGGAUUACAAAAUCUUUAGAACUUUAUUCCAGUUAGACAGCAACAUUCUUGCUGAAACCAUGAAGUCAUUUUAAUGCGAUCUGUCCCUGAGAAGCUGCAAUAAUUAUUUACUAAAAAAUUGGCAUUUGCAGCUAAUGCAGAGAUGCAUGCAGAAUGACAGCUUGGCUAAGGGCAUGGCCACUGGUUCAAUAAUAUAAACUCUCCCUUUUAAUGCAAUCGCUGCCAAAUCUGUCAUGCUUGAAUAAUUUCAUGCAUGUUCCUCCUGAGGAGAAAGACCUUGUUUAAAGCGAUAUUUAUGGCAUGUAUAAAGUCCCGGGAGUGUACCCGCUCUUCUCAGUACCCAAGCUGCAUUUGUUUCACAGGGAACAGAAAGAUUACACACCAGAAGCCUAAACGGUCAGAUGAUUUCACAGGCAUGAAAUUAUUCUGCAUGUAUCCCUUGCAUAUAUUCCCUGCACUUCUGUAUGUUUUGAAUUUGUGUUGUUUAAUUUGCCAUGUUUUCAGGACUAUUUAUUUUAGAUGAACACAUAUGUAUUUUCAGUUUUAUUAAUAUUUUUGUGACCACAAGGAAAGGAUAUACUACACCCUAAAUUAAUAUUCUUGUAUUAUUACUAUUCAUUUGGUGGUUUUUCUUGCAUAUAACUUAUUCCAAAUAUGGAAAUAAUGGUGAAACCAAUUUCAUGGCUAUAGGUACUGGAGAGCAUGUUAUUUAAUUUAUUUUUCUGUGGGCUAUACAAUUUGCCACCACACAAAUGUUGCCCGGACAACUUGUAGAAUUACAGUAUCCUCCUGUUUUAUUGGGUUUGUGGAGUUGUCAAGGCAUGCUGGCAUUAGCCUUGAAAAUCAUCGAGUUGUUAAAGAAAUGUGCUCUUUUCCACUCUAUAUUAACAUGCAUACUUUGUUUUGUGAGAAAUUAUGUCAUAACAUUUAUGCCAAAAUAAGUAAAUAAGAGAAACAUGAAAUCUUUUUAUCUCACUUAACUCUUUAAGGUCUAGAACCAUUUCCCCAGUUGUCACUUGCACCCUGUAGGCAGCUUAGAAGGAUCUGAUCUCAGAUCUGGUAUGUGUAGAAUUUAAAAUUCAGAUCGCAUAUAAUUAUGUGCCCACAAGCUGGGCUGGAUGUAGCAGAAAUGCACAUUAGCCUUAGGGUCUGUGUAAAGCUGUGUUAACCUACAGUGCAUUCAGCAUUGUUCUUGCAUGAAUAACCUGUUUUUUGUGUUUCAGUAGCAAAAAUAUUGUACUAGCAGCAAUGAUAGAAUGACUGCUUUAUGACUACAGGAAUGAUGGUUUGCUUUCUGUACUGUUAAACUGUAGCUGUUGAUAGCUACCCCCUAGAUUAGUUCAUUGUCAUGUCCACUAAACAAAACCUGCGAUGCUUAUAAUCACCCUGGUUAAUGGAAAUGGGGAGGUAUCAGACCUGUAAAAAUACUUACUAUUUUGGCCUAUUGGCCUCAGGAAUACUUAUGCCGCGAGUCCAAAUGUUUGUGCUUGCCGUAGUCAAAACAUUGUUAGUGGAGAAAGUAAACACAAUGACAAAACCACACAUUUAGUAUUAUGAAUCCUGCAGUUGUUACAGGUGGCACAAGACCAAAUGGAAUGCACGCCAAAAUGUAUGUUGUAGUGCUGGAUAAAAACAUAAUUAUGCAUUCUCCCAGUAGAACAGUCCUAGACGUGGCAACAUCUGAUAAAAGGCUGACUGGCAUUAUCAGAGCCUUUUCCAGCUGCAUGUAUUAUGCUCUAGUACUGAGGACAGCAGACCACAACAGCACUCUGUUACUUAUGUCUUCUCACCUUUGGCUACUUUUUUUUUUACAUUUGGAACACGACAAGUGAGGCAGUAGUCAGUGUUUGUACCUUACAGCAUUUGGUUCAGCAGUUCGUUUUAUUAGUUCAGGGACCUUAUGCGAAGACUGUACACAUCUUCACUGUAUCCAUGUGGGUUUUUACUGGCUACCCAGUUUUCCUCCUACAUUCAGAAGACAGGCCACAGUGAAUUUAUGAUUGGUUGAUCCUCCAAAUUAAAAUUGUCAUUGAGUUUGUGUGCCAUCCGUACGUGUGCACGCGCGUGUGUGCGUGCGUGCGUGUGUGAGAGACAGAGCGAGAGAAUGUGUGUGUGUGUGUGUGUGUGUGUGUGUGUGUGUGUGUGUGUGUGUGUGUGUGUGUGUGUGAGAGAGAGCCUGUAUCCUGUGAUAGACUGGCAUUCCAGUCAGGACUGUUUUCAAAGUCUUGCACACAGUGAAUGCCAGGAUACGUCCUAGCUCCGCUGAGAUCCUGAAGUGAAUUUAGAAGGUAUCCAAAAAUGACUGACUUCAAAGUAGUAAUGAAGGGGACUUUGAAAAUCUUCACAGCUGACUUCAGUAAUCCCUUGUACCCAACUAUCAUAGCAGUGAGUUGGAUGACAUAUGCACUAAGGAAAACAGAAAGUAAGUAACUAGUAUGAUAGACUAUAUUGUUCUAUCAGCCCUUCACGGAGCAGUACUUUGGAAAUACAUAUAAUCUGUUAAAAGUAUUACAUAUUACCAUACACUGGUAUUUUCAAAUAAGUUGGCUGUACCUAUAAGUGUGAAAUGCACAAAAUUGUGACUAAAAGUUGAGGAAGGAGCAUAUCUUUGACAUUAGUGUUUUGUGCAGGGAACCAGUCCCCUGCGCCUCUCCUUACCCCUAAUACUCAGUGUAGCAAUCGCCAAGGUCACCAUUCUUAGAAAAAAAGUAAAUUUUGCACGAAAGAAAACAGUCAUAUAUUUAUGGUCCUCAGUUCUUUUUUUUUGCACGAAAGAAAAAAAAGUCAUAUAUUUAUGGUCCCCAGUUCUUUGACAAACUGAGACAUGAAAGCAUCAUUUUAUGAUGCUUGAGUCAGUACAGUUUGAAUGCUUGCAUUUCAGCAGACAAAACAACACUUCAUAGAUUUAGUACAGCAGUUGUUCAAGUUAUGAGUUAUGCUUCAUUUCAUUAAAAUACUUACCUUUUUAUGUUUUUUUUUAAUUUCCUGUGUUAGAUUCUUUUUCUGAUGCCCAUAACUGCAUCAUUAGUAGUGUAGUUAGUAUUUUACAGGUGUUCCAUAGUUGGUUAAGAAUAAAUGACUGUAUAUCUAUGCUCUGGAUGUAAACGAAGCAUUGCUGUUCUUGUUAGCCUUGGAGGGCAAUUAUUUCCAAAUGCUAAGCUACAGUAAUUUUGCCUCCCUUUACUUUUAAGGAAACUUGGGCAAAAGUAAGAAACAUUUGAACAAAUAAGAAACAUCUGAACAUUGUUCUUAUUUUAAAUUAUCGUUUACAUUUCUCUUUGCCUCCCACAUUGAAUGUCAUUGAUAGACAUUAUCACAAAUUCUGGUAUCAUCUUUGAUUCAACUCCUUCUGUUGUAGUGGUAGUACAACUGAUUUUAGGCAGGCAUCUGUUUCUGAUGGCACUGAUGUUUCAUGCAACACCAUAAUGUCUCACUUUCAGACAUGAAGGGCUUUGAAGCCUUGCCUAUGGAACAUACAAAGCAGAGAAGUAUACAUGGCAGGGUUCCUAUUCACAGGAAGAUGUGCAAAACUGUAAGAAAUCAUUAACUGUUUGGGUAAUUUCAACCAAGAAUUGCAUCAAGUCACUUUAUCUGAGCCUGUCAACAACGCUUUUACUUUCAGGAGCAUUCAGAGUAGACAAUUCGUAGCCAGACAGCCAUGGGGUCUUAAAUGAAAUAAAAAUACUGCUGUGAGAUGCCAAGUCUCCCCAACACUUAUUACUAAGUGUAAGGCGUGUGUAGGAUAAUUAUUUCCCCAAGCAAAGUCUGUACUGAGGAACCAGCCCGGCUCUUCAAUCAAGUCCUCCAGUAAAACACUACAAGACAACCUCUUCCAUUAUGUAAGAUAUAACCUAUACAGUUUUUUGAAAUCAUGGAAUGCCAAGCACAGGAACACUGGAAAGUAUGAAGACUUUUUUUACCUUUUCACACUGACAUUUGGAGGACCUUUCUUUAAAGUAUUAUCUAGUAUGCAAUGUUAGCAUUACAAAAACAAUACGUUUUACCUGGAUUUUUAAUUUCCAGGCUCAAAUCAAAUAUUUCAAAUGCAAUGAAAAGAAGUAGAUGACAAGGAUUAAUUUCUAAAACAUUGCAAAACAAUAAUGCAACUGCCAAUGCCUUUUGCUGAAGUGUUGACAACCAGACUUUAUAAGGACAACAUGAAAUUGCUGCUAAAUAUUUUCACACCUGUUUCUCACAGUUCAAGGUGAAAUGUGAUGUACAUUGUACUGAAAACAGUAUUUCGUUGUAGUGUGAUGGUGGUAUGCAAGCUUUUUAUUUAUUAUUUAAUGUUUUUGUCUGGUUUUAGUGAAACUGGAAUUUUGCUUGGUUAUUUAAGCACUUGUUUUUACUGAAAUGAACUUGUUACAUUUGUUUUAUAUUUAUGUGCUUCUUUUAGCUCUUUUCAAGUUGAGAUGACAGAACUGCUUGUACUGGUGUGGAUUUACUUUAGACUGGGCUUGUGAAGGGUUGGGAUGAACAAAUACUCUAUUAAACUGCUAUAUUUAUAAUUA
Molecule: messenger RNA, 7278 nt
Organism: Protopterus annectens (West African lungfish)
Lineage: Eukaryota; Metazoa; Chordata; Ceratodontiformes; Protopteridae
Product: cyclin-dependent kinase 5 activator 1-like
Exons: 1
Coding region: 1421-2305 (294 amino acids)
Biological process (GO): activation of protein kinase activity; positive regulation of cyclin-dependent protein serine/threonine kinase activity; brain development
Cellular component (GO): cytoplasm; protein kinase 5 complex
Molecular function (GO): protein kinase binding; cyclin-dependent protein serine/threonine kinase activator activity
Source: RefSeq, a predicted model, not a curated record